Molecule: messenger RNA, 1222 nt
Organism: Cimex lectularius (bed bug)
Lineage: Eukaryota; Metazoa; Arthropoda; Insecta; Hemiptera; Cimicidae
Product: mitochondrial fission regulator 2-like
Exons: 5
Coding region: 225-959 (244 amino acids)
Source: RefSeq, a predicted model, not a curated record
UUUUUAGUUCGGGGUUUUAGUUCUGUCUGGAAAUGUACGAUUUUUAGUACGAGCGACCGUUUAGGUUUUUUGAUUGGUCGUACAUGAAUGUUUCAAUCUUUUCGGGGUGCUUUUUUUCGAAUGGGGAUGUCACCGUGAUCAGCGAUGAUCUUGAAAAUUAAACUCUCCAUUUCUGUCUUGACGUUGGAUUUCUUCGAUCGAUUUAUUUCUUAACAGGAUCCGCGAUGCCGACUUUUCUCCUCAAGGCGGUAAACAUAAUCUUCGAUAUUUUGCUCGAGUAUAUUCAAAGGACACUGCCAUAUUUAGUAUUUGGGCCUCAGAGAAAGAUCAGAUCUAGAAGAAGUUUAAUCAGGAUAAUCGGUACAAAUUUGCCGCUUCCCAAAGCGCCGAGAGUUUGCUUCAAUUUUGCUACAUGGAGGCAAAAUACUCUACCUGAAGAUGACAUUCCUGUGAAGGUUGAGGAUAACACUUUACAACAAAGAAAAGAUCCUGAGGAACAGAAAUCUAUUAAAAAAUUAGAAGAAGAAUUAGAACUGCUUAAAACUCAAGUUGCUUUAAUUUUGGAAAAUCAAAACAAGUUAACGAAUAUAUCAAAAAACAAUGAAAAAGCUAAACCGGUUUGUCAACCUCCGCCACCGCCACCGCCUCUCCCCACAUUUCUCCUUAACGAUAAAAACCCGAUUGUGUUAAAAUCUGCCAACCGAUCUUCUCACAGUUUUGAAAAGAAACCAGCGCCCAUCGAUGCGAUUAUAACUGAGAUGAAGAACGGCUUUCCUAAAUUAAAACCGAUUGCCAGAUCUCCCGGCGGAAGGCCAUUGAAGCCACCGAGCUUACUUACAAAUGAUCCCACUGACAUGCUGAAGGAGGCUUUAAAGAAACGGUUCAAUGUUAGCCAAUACUCAGAUGACUCUUUAUCCGACCUCUCUAUAUCAGUCUUAUCCGAUGUCCAGACAUUUUGAAAUUACUUCAAAUGUUAUUUUUGACUUGAUAAAAUGGUUGAUAUAUGUUUUGCUCAACUUUUAAAUGUACAGUUUAUCCAAAAUUAUUCAUUGUACAAAUAUUAUAUUUCAAGAAAUACAAAAAUACAUUCAGACAUAAAUUUGUUUCACAUUGUAAAAAUGUUUAUUUUUUGUGAGAUUUUAAAAGUUUAAUGACAAAAUAUUUUAAACUUAGUAAAUGUACAAAUUUAUAUGACAAAAAAAUAAAUACUAUUUAUGUUUCU